UCAGAAGAGGAGGCACAAAGGGGUGGGGAAGUUUGAAAUAUCCUGGCUUUUUUCAAGAAGCAUCUACAGUAGGUGAGAUCCGCGGAUCAGUUAGCUACUAGCAAUUAAUGGUCUGCAUAUCUGGUAACCUCGUAACCUUUCUGUUGCACUUACAACCAGACACCCAUUUGCACAAUAAAGCUCAUUUAUGAGAAAUCUCCUGGAGUGUUAAGAAUCUGUAAAAAGUAUCAAAAACGAAAGAACAACAGCAUGCGGUUUCGCCAACAAACAAGCAAAGAGAUCACUAGGAAGAUUACAUUUUUCUUUAGUUUGAAAAUCCAUGGAUCGUGAGUAACCACGCCACUUUAGUUCACUUAAUUGUAGUCCGACACAGAAAACGGUACGUUUCUCGCUGUACUGAACCCGCGCCGAGAAGUUUUCAAACAAACCCGGAAGCUCUGCUGAUAUCUUUCGAAUAUAUAUUUUUAAAUUUUCGUUUUCUUCCAGCGGUCUGCAGCGUGCUGAGCAAGGCUACGUUGACGUGAAGCAGAAAAAGGGGGCAGGCUGCGUCGCGAGAAAAGUGCGUGUCUUUUAAAUGGAGUGAGGAGGCUGGAGCCACGUUUGACUUGGAGGGACCGGGUCAAUGGAUUUGCUAAAGGAAUAAACUAAAAACAAGCACUUCUCUCUCUCUUUUUUUUCCCUUUCUCUUAUAUGGCCUCUGCUGGAGUAGCAUACAGUAGCUAGCUAAUAGAUACGCCAUUCCAGACCAUGGCUCCUUACGUUUUAGCAAUAUUACAGGUCUUUCUGAUUUUCAUAGCUCAGCCGCUGCCUUCGUUUUCAUGGGAUACUGAUUUGGAGCUCUUUGACCUCGUUGAAGAAAUUCCACAGACUUUUUAUGAAUUUCUCGGCGUGGCACAGGAUGCUUCGCCAGCAGACAUCAAGAAGGCCUAUCGCAAGCUAUCACUGAUCCUGCACCCAGAUAAGAACAAAGAUGAAAAUGCAGAAACUCAAUUCACACAACUAGUAGCAAUCUAUGAAGUCCUGAAAGAUGAAGAAAGAAGGCAGAGGUACGAUGAUAUUCUGGUUAAUGGCCUUCCAGACUGGAGACAGCCCGUGUUCUACUACAGGCGGGUGAGGAAGAUGAGCAACACUGAGCUGGGCCUGCUGCUCUUCAUCAUUCUCACGGUCGGACACUAUGCUGUCAUUUGGUCCAUAUACCUGGAGAAGAAACUGGAUGAACUCCUCAGCAAAAAAAAGAGGGAGAAGAAGAAAAAGACAAGUAACAAAAUCACAGAGGACCCGAAGUCAGGAACCCAGGACAAAAAUGAGAGAUCUUCAGACAAGCCUCACUGGCAUGAUAUUCUCCCGUUCAAGCUGAGCAUGUGGCUGUACCUCUCUGUGAAGUCAUUUCCUCAGUUAAUACAGGAUGUCAAACAGUAUUAUGAGGACUACAAAGAAAUGAAGAUCAGGGAGAAGGAGGAAGCUCUGGCCCUAGCAGAUAAAGAAGCCCAACAAAAAGAAAAGAAACCGAAGGUGAAGAAGCCCAAAUCUGAGUUUCCGGUGUACAUCCCAGAUUCCAGGGAAAACACCUGUGUGCCAUCUUAUGAUCAGGAUGUCAGUAUUGAGGAAAUUGAAGACCAGAUGGAUGACUGGCUCGAAGAAAGAAAGACGCCAAAGAAGAAGGCACCUGAAUGGACAGAAGAGGACCUCAGUCAGCUGACAAGAAGUAUGGUUAAGUUCCCAGGGGGGACCCCAGGUCGAUGGGAAAAGAUUGCUCACGAAUUGGGUCGAUCGGUGGCAGAUGUAACUUCGAAAGUCAAACAAGUAAAGGACUGUGUUACCAACACAUCAGGGCUGGUGAAGUUUUCCGAUCUGAAGAACACUGCUCAGCCGCCGAGGGGGCCGAAAGGGGUUGGCGUGGGCUUGUCAGACAGUAUCAUCACCCGUCGUGAGGAGGAGGAGCCCGAUCCCCCGCCUCAGGAGCCCGAGGAGUCGGCGGCCGCGGAGAACAGGCCUCGCCGGAGGCGGGCCGGCAAGGCCGCCGACAGACCCGGGGCCGCGAGAGAGGAGAGCGAGGAGAAGCCGAAGGGGAGGCGACAGAGGGACUUCGAUAACUCGGCGCUGGACGACGACAGCGGCGACGACAGGAGAGCCAAAGACAAGAGCCCGAUGGAGGAGAUCUGGACCCAGAAUCAGCAGAAACUGCUGGAGUUGGCCCUGCAGCAGUACCCCAGGGGCACAGCCGAACGGUGGGACAAGAUUGCCAAAGUUGUACCUGGCAAGACAAAGGAAGAAUGCAUGAUUCGAUACAAGCUUCUGGCAGAACUGGUUCAGAAGAGGAAACAAGUGAAGAGCUGACUUGAUCACAUUACAGUGCAGUGGACUUCUAAGUGUCAACAUGAACCUUUUAAUUACCUCACAUUUUUAUGUCAUGUGCCUUAGUUAGAGUGAAUAAAGGUGGUCAGAUGUCUUCAAAAUCACAAAAUAUAAGACUGCCUUUUCCUUUCAGAAGCCUACUGCGCUUUUACGUAAGCUUUUUUUUUUCCCCUUUCCACAUUGCGGGAAAUGCUCCGUCUGCAUCCUUGAAUAUAUUUAGUUAGUACCCAGGAAAGUUUUAUUCUAAUUCAUCAGCUUUCAGUAUUUGGUCUUGACCCCGAAGUUAAAUUAUUUCUAUGCAAGAAGUGGUCUGAAAAGAAAUUCUCAUGAGCAUGUUAGGGGAUUUGUAAAAUAAAGACAAUGGUUUCCAGAAACUUAAGAAUGAAAAAAGUGUGUGUUAUGCGGUAUGUCAUGCUUUUUGCAAUAAGAAAAUGUUGUUAGUACUGUUUACAAUCAGCUUGGGCAGAUCACAAAAACUUUUUAUUUUUAUUUUGAAUUGAUCCUUCUCAUCUUUUGCCGGUCGUAAUCUUUUAUCAAAGAUGUUUGGGCAAGAGGAGUCUUACUACAUGGUUUCCAUUAUUUAAACUUUGAAAAAUUACAGUAUAUGUGACAAAUAAUACCGAUAAGGACAAGAAAUGCAGUGUUCAGAGAAUUAGUUGGAUAUGCUGUUUGUUAAAUGGGCUGGCGGCCAUAUAAGCCGUUUUAAACAUUUAAAAUUCACAAGUUCACAUGCCACUGUGCCUAGAUCUUCCCAGAUUCUCAAAACAACCCUCACCCUCAGUGCAGGCUGUAUGUUUGAGAAGGAAGUCUCCAGCAGACUACCUCAUGUAACAAGAGCUUAAGACUAGCAAGGCCUACACCAGAAUUCAAGAUUGUGUGAUUUAUUGGGUGUUUAUUUUUUUUUUCCUCUUUGAGAACUGAGGCAUUAAAGAGCUAGAAAAUCAGAUCUUAGACCAUGCUGCCACAUCACAACUGACCUCACACUGUACUAAAGGGUCUGUCUCAAGGAGGUUUGACAUGACUCAGCAUAGAUAGAGCACUCUUUUGACAACUGAUGACCCAGCACAUCUUGUCUGGGACCUGCUACUGUAGGAACACCACAAUUUCUAUAAUGCACCUAACACCACCUGCAUAGUGAGGAUGUGGAAGCACCCAAUGGUAGGCUAGGAUCUGUAAUGGAAUUUUUAGCAAUAUUUUGGUAGAUGUCAUAAUUUGUUUUAAUCAUCAAGCAUUGACAAAUAAUAUUUCCAUAAUGCUCAAUUUCCCUACUGCUUAUAAUUCAUCAAAUGCUCAGAAUUUGGAAUAGACACUCAAAUUUGAGAACUUAUUUUCUGAGCUGUGAAGUGUAAGCCAUAAUGAACAGAAGUAUUUUUAGCUGUCUAAAAUCAAUUUUUAGUUAUCAGCUUUGGUGAGGUAUUAAACAUGAUUGCAUAAAAAUUGUUCAGUUUUGUUUGCAGUCCUUUUCCAAACCUUCGACUAUACCAUAUUUGUAACAUAUAUUGGUUCCAAAAUUCUCAAUUAUCAGGAGAGAGAGCGUGCACCCAAGAUAUGCACUAUUGUACAGACCAAACCAGGUAUGAGCAAUAUGGUGUAAGCUUAAGUGUGGAGCUGUAACUAAAAAGAUGGGCUUGUUAAGUAUUUGAUGCUUUAAAACCAUUUUAAGCGAGGCGACAAUGGCAGUUAUCUUUUCUCUAUGAACAUCAGACAAACAUGGUUAUGCACAGAUGUAAAAAUCAAAUGUUUAGAGAACUAGCCAGAUGAUUCCUUCAGCCAGCCCUCCCACUGUCCGAACACUAUUUUUUGUAGGGAAAAAUUAUCUAAGCAAUUCCAUAAAUCGUAUAAACAGAUGUCAUCGGUACUACAUUCAUCACUCCAGCUGCAGUAAUAGAUUUGCAAACUUACCAGCUUAAAAAAAAAAACGCGGUCUUGUAAAUCGACCUUUGUGUAGUCAAACCUUAUCUUCCCGUGACAAAAAACACGGCCAAGGCAGCAUUCUUUACACGGAGAAAUUAAUUACUGUUCAAAUGCCUGUGUCGUUAAGAUGAAUGGAACUGAAACCUGCUUUUGGCUGGUCCUGUUUUUUUCCACGCCAGUUUCUGCAAACGCCCCCCCCCACUACUGUGCCUGCUCAGCCUCUGCCACUACGAGAGGGGUCGACGUGGUGCCACACUGGGCAUCUCCACCCUGGGUCGCAGUCCAAGGUCUCUGGUCUUGAGCACACAUCACUUAUCUGCUACCGAGAUUCUGCCCAGUGGACAAGGUCCUGGCGCCACUGGUUUGAGCGAGCCAGUGAUAACUGCAACAGGAAACAAAUGGUAUUCAAGAGCUCUGGGGAGUAAGUGCAGCAAGGAUAAGAGAUACGAAUGAAUUCUGUAAAAAAAAAAAACAGAAUAGGGAACAGAAUGAGGGGCUCGGGAGAGGGCAUUGUGUCUCAUUUCACAAUCUUCGUCCCCUUCACAACUCAAAAUCAUAGCAAAAACUUGAAUGUACUUUGUUCCAAAAGGGGGCUUAAAUAUUAUUUAAACAAUUUUAAUAACAUCCACAACAUAGUUUUGUCCAAAUUCCACAGAGGGCAUUUUCUCCAGGAUGGGAACAGUGAAUACCUGUUCAUGCUGCAAAGGACUAAGUAAAGGUUUAUUCCAUGCUGAAAAGAGAAGAAAGGUGCCACAGCCAAAACAUUGCGUUUCUUUUCUUCUUACUGCGUGGAAUAAACAUUCAUGUGGUCCUUUGCUACCUGUUCACACUGUUGAUUUUUGCCAUGCUGGCUGGUUUCCAAACACUAAAAAUGCACUUAUUUUGUAACAGACAUACCUACAUUAGGGGAGACCAUGUUUUUUGUUUGGACACAAUGAAGAAAUAAAACUUGAUAAAGAAAAAUACGGGAUCUACACGUUUUUCUACCAAGAAAAACCUUUUGAUCGGGAACGUGUUACAUGAUACAGAGUGGAAUUCCUUAAGAUUUAUAGACAUUCAUUUGUUCCACCGAAUAUUUAAAUGCUUUUUUAUAUUAUGUUGCUGUUGUUGGUAAUAAAAGUGCUAAAGCUAACAUUUCUUGAUUUCAAAGUGAAUAUAAUAUCUAGGCACUGUGGCAAAUGGAUUUUUGACGCCAACAGGUAUAAUAUUUCACUUGCAAAAUACAUCCCUUUGAGUAUUUGGAUCAAAAGUAUUCUGCUUCAUCAUGUGGCUAAUAUGCUUGAUCUAGUUGCAGCACUGUCACAAUCCUUCCAGUACUGAUGGACACUAUACAUACACUGCUAGUAUGUAGCACUGGAAACACAGGCCGAGUCUUUUGAAAAGCUACAUCUAAGCAUAUUACUGUAUGUCAUACUGAAUUAAGAACUACGAAGGAUUUGUAUCACGGUGGCAAUGAUGACACAAUGUCAUUAUAUGUGUUUGAUGGACAUGGUGACAAAAGAAUGGGAAAUCCCAAAUACAACAAAUCUACAAAUCUUUUGGCA
This is a messenger RNA of Lepisosteus oculatus (spotted gar), 5813 nucleotides long. It is a transcript of the gene dnajc1, whose product is annotated as DnaJ (Hsp40) homolog, subfamily C, member 1. The record is from RefSeq and is a predicted model, not a curated record. Lineage: Eukaryota; Metazoa; Chordata; Actinopteri; Semionotiformes; Lepisosteidae. Gene Ontology annotation, cellular component: endomembrane system.